CUGGGGACACCGGCUUCGCGCGGGCUCCUCCCGCCGCGUCCACCCCCUCUCGCCACCCCCGCCCGCCCCCCGCCGCGGGGCCUUUCUCCGCGCGGCCGCCGCCACCGCCGCCGCACUCCGAGCCGGCGCCCCAGCAGCAGCAGCAGCAGCAGCCGCCGCCGCCUUCACCGCGCGUGCCUCACGCUCCGGCCCGACCCCGCCGCCGAACCCCGCGCCAGCCAUGGAGCCUGAAGCCCCUCGCCGCCGCCCCACUCACCAGCGCGGCUACCCGCUGACGCGGAUCCCCCACCUCAACAAGGACUUGGCUUUUACCCUGGAAGAGAGACAGCAAUUGAACAUUCAUGGAUUGUUGCCACCUUGUUUCAUCAGUCAGGAGGUCCAGAUCCUUAGAGUAGUUAAAAAUUUUGAGCGUCUGAACUCUGACUUUGACAGGUAUCUUCUCCUAAUGGAUCUUCAAGAUACAAAUGAAAAGCUCUUUUAUAGAGUGCUAAUGUCUGACAUUGAGAAAUUCAUGCCUAUUGUUUAUACUCCUACUGUGGGCCUGGCUUGUCAACAAUAUAGUUUAGUGUUUCGGAAACCAAGGGGUCUUUUUAUUAGUAUCCAUGAUCGAGGGCAUAUUGCUUCAAUUCUUAAUGUAUGGCCGGAAGAUGUCAUCAAGGCUGUUGUGGUGACUGAUGGAGAGCGUAUUCUUGGCUUGGGAGACCUUGGCUGUAAUGGAAUGGGCAUCCCUGUGGGUAAAUUGGCUCUAUAUACGGCUUGUGGAGGGAUGAAUCCUCAAGAAUGUCUGCCCGUCAUUUUGGAUGUGGGAACAGAAAAUGAGGACUUACUUAAAGAUCCAUUCUACGUUGGACUACGGCAGAGAAGAGUAAGAGGUCCUGAAUAUGAUGAUUUUUUGGAUGAAUUUAUGGAGGCAGUUUCUUCCAAGUAUGGUAUGAAUUGCCUCAUUCAGUUUGAAGAUUUUGCCAAUAUGAAUGCAUUUCAUCUCCUCAGCAAGUAUCGAAACCAGUAUUGCACAUUCAAUGAUGAUAUUCAAGGAACAGCAUCUGUUGCAGUUGCAGGUCUUCUUGCAGCUCUUCGAAUAACCAAGAACAAACUGUCUGAUCAAACAAUACUAUUCCAAGGAGCUGGAGAGGCUGCCUUAGGGAUUGCACACCUGAUUGUUAUGGCCAUGGAAAAAGAAGGUUUACCGAAGGAGAAAGCCAUGAAAAAGAUAUGGUUGGUUGACUCAAAAGGAUUAAUAGUUAAGGGACGUGCUUCCUUAACAAAAGAGAAGCAGAAGUUUGCCCAUGAACAUGAAGAAAUGAAGAACCUAGAAGCCAUUGUUCAAGAAAUAAAACCAACUGCCCUCAUAGGAGUUGCUGCAAUUGGUGGUGCGUUCUCAGAACAAAUUCUCCAAGAUAUGGCUGCUUUCAAUGAACGGCCUAUUAUUUUUGCUUUGAGUAAUCCAACUAGCAAAGCAGAAUGUUCUGCAGAGCAGUGCUAUAAAAUAACUAAGGGGCGUGCAAUUUUUGCCAGUGGCAGUCCUUUUGAUCCCGUCACUCUUCCAAAUGGACGGACCCUAUAUCCUGGUCAAGGCAACAAUGCCUAUGUGUUCCCUGGCGUUGCUCUUGGUGUUGUGGCAUGUGGAUUGAGGCACAUCACAGAUAACAUCUUUCUCACUACUGCUGAGGUUAUAGCUCAGCAAGUGUCAGAUGAACACUUGGAAGAGGGCCGGCUAUAUCCUCCUUUGAAUACCAUUAGAGAUGUUUCUCUGAAAAUUGCAGAAAAGAUUGUUAAAGAUGCAUACCAAGAAAAGACAGCCACAGUUUAUCCUGAACCACAAAACAAAGAAGCAUUUGUUUGCUCUCAGAUGUAUAGCUCUGACUAUGACCAGAUUCUACCUGAUUGUUAUUCUUGGCCUAAAGAAGUCCAGAGAAUACAGACCAAAGUUGACCAGUAGCGUAAUAGCUGACAUUGCUAACUCCGUUAAUGAGAUCUUCGAAGUCUUUCAUAAUUUUUAAAUGUUGGAAUCCUUUAUAAUGAUUCAUAGUAUGCUUAGAUUAAGAUAAUUUUACUUUAACAAUCUAAAAAUUUAUGGAAGAAUAUUAAUACAAAUUAGGAUAAACAUCAUAGUAGACAAUUUUGUUUCAUUUGCUUUCUGGUUAUUUAUAGUUUCUAUCUUAAUUAUUCUGCCCAAGUUCUCUUUAAAAGCUAUUGUACUUACCACUGAGAAACUCAUUGUUUUUAUACAGGAAACUAAUAGAAAAACCAAAAUUAGUAAUAAGUUGAUAUGAUCAACACUAAAAUCCAUAAUUUUGUUGACCGUUUUGUUAAUCCAAUUUUUAAAUAAAGACAGAAGAAGCGAAUUUAGGCAUUGAUGAACUUUUGUUAAAACAGAAAUACCACUUAGUUGCCUUAAGAAAAAUAACUUAUCAGGUAUUUUUAUUCCAGUCCUAAAUAUAUUUGUUCUUUUUGUGCAACUGAAUUCUAACAUUUCUGAGAAAGAUCACUGCUGUUUACAAUGCCUUAUGCAGCCUUAGAUUUCAGUAUUCUUUUGUUAUUGUUAUAUCUUACAGGGUAAAGCUCUUAUCACUUGGUCCUCAUUAGAAAUCCCUUCUUAAAGCACCUUAAUUUCCUAUUGACUAAAUUUCCUAUCCUUCAGCUCCUUACUGUUGUUUGUGAACUCUGGCCCCUGUCCAGAGUUUGGUACCUUCAGUUCAGUGUGGCCUGAACAGUGAGAAGGGCUGAAAGGAGAGUAGUUAAGAUCCUUGAGAAAGGAUCUGACCUCUUAAGACAAAUAUCUCAAAAGUCAGGAACAAAACUGUGGUUCCCAGACAAGCUGGGUCCCUACCUGAGUGACCUUCUUUAAUGUCUCUUUGAUUAGCUCAGAUAACUGGGAGCUCACAGUGUAUAAUAUAACCUCUCUUUCCUCUGAGUUUGGAGAAAGUUUUAUAACCACAUCCCCAAUGCCAGAAAUUAUCUUUACAUCAGAUAUUUAAAUAUUUUAAUUACUAAGACCGUUCUAUGAGAAAGAGUAGUUACACCCCCAGAUUGUAUUGAUUUAUUUUAGAAAUUAAUGAUUGAACUAGUGGAAACAAUUUAAAAAUCUUAAGCUCAGGUGCUUUACAUUUGCUAUUUAUUUGUAGAAUUAUCUGUAGAAUUUUCUGUUUUUGAAGUAAUGCUUUAAAAAGUAUAAGAAGAUGUUUAAGAAAAACUAUACUAUGAAAUGAUUUUAUUGAAGUUGAAGGUUACACACAUUGUUUUAGGUGUGAGUAGAAGGGUUUGGGUAUUUCUCAAGGUAGCAUUUAGUUAAGAGUUUCCUCAAUAUAGUUAUUUGGAAAAGAUUCAGAAUACCUAGCUAUUUCUUGUCUGUUUCCAUGUUGUCUGAUAGCUCUAACCAAAUGUAUUUUACCUAUGCAAAAGAUUUAUUAAAGCAUAGAAAAAGUGAG
Messenger RNA from Cynocephalus volans (Philippine flying lemur), 3428 nucleotides. It is a transcript of the gene ME1, whose product is annotated as malic enzyme 1. Gene Ontology annotation, cellular component: mitochondrion. Lineage: Eukaryota; Metazoa; Chordata; Mammalia; Dermoptera; Cynocephalidae. Gene Ontology annotation, biological process: malate metabolic process; pyruvate metabolic process. The record is from RefSeq and is a predicted model, not a curated record. The transcript is spliced from 14 exons. Bases 221 to 1939 code for a protein of 572 amino acids. Gene Ontology annotation, molecular function: malate dehydrogenase (decarboxylating) (NADP+) activity; NAD binding.